AUGUUGAAAGAGUGCUUAGUUUCAGCUUUUGUAGCAGAUGUUCCCAAUAAUGUUUUGUCAGUGGGCAGCUUGCUGCGAAAGGGUUGGUCAUUAAGCAGUUCCGGAAGUGAAUUGGAAGUGCGCUUUGGAGGAUACAAUUUGGACUUGGUGACAUGGCAGAAUGUGCCAUGGAUUUUUCACGAAGUUGAGACGGUCAUGGACUUUUCCGAUGAUCGCGAUUUGCAGAAGACAUUUUGGAGCCGUCGGAAAAUCCAUGAUGGUCCGGUGAACACGGUUGAGCAUUUGAGCGAAACUGACAAAUCCAUGUUGAUGACAACCAAGAGACAGCCAGAUGUUUCAUUGGAAGAACUUGACCCCGCUGCUGCAUCCUCUUCUAGCCCAGCAUAUGUUAGUAGUAGGCCUGUUUCCGAUAGUGAAUCUCCAUACCGUGAAAGCCUCAGUGUGGAGCCUAACUCUAUUCCGGAUUCGAACGAGCCUUUUGAUUAUGAGCCCAAUAUGAUUGUAGACACAAACACAGGAUUUGCAUCCAUUCCUUCAGAAGAGUCUUCAGAGCAUCCAGAGCAUCCAGCUGUAUUGCGAAAACGAGACUUGAAUAAAUCCAAGCUUGAACAACACCGCCGUCAAGGCCAUUUUCCAUUCCAUGCAGAUUGCCUUUCUUGCCAAGCAGCCAAGUCCACGACUCACCACAGAAGAAAGAAGAAGUCGGUGUUGAGCAGUGAGAUGGCAUGUGAUUUUUUCUUCUUGAACUUGGAUAAAGCAAACAAAGAGUCUUUCAAGUAUCUAAUCAUGGUAGAUUUGACCGCUGGAAUGAAAGGCGUGGCCCCUGUCCAGUCGGACAUUCGUUUGUCGCACCGAUGGAUACAGGCCUGGCUUGGCGAAUUCAAUAUGUCCACAGAAUGCCCCGAGCCAAUUGAAAUUAUCACGGACGCAGAAGAAGCUGUUUCAAGUUUCAUGAAAGGUGCCAUCAACCACAGGCCAGCUUCAUUUGUCAAAGCGCCGCCGCAAGGUCACCAGACCAUUGGUGGAGCAGAGGCUGGAGUCCGAGCCAUUAAAGAUGCGUUCAACACUCUUCGGCAAGACUUGCGUGAGAAUGGCUGUGAUGUUUGCAUCAGGAAUCAGACAGCUGUGAAUGUGCCAGCUAGCUUGAAGAAAGAUUGCAUUUCCCGAUUUGAGAAGGCAACGUAUUUGCGACCUGAGUUCAACUCAUUGGGGGAUGUAGUUUGUACUGUCAUUGGGGGGCAAGAACGUUUCUUUGUUUGCAAGAGCUUUAAGAUUGUUUCCCCAUUGGAGUGGGACAUCUCCUUGUCUCCAUCUGUUUUGCAUUUUUUCGACCGGAUGCAGCCUGAUGUUUCCAUUGAAGAUCUCUCCGCAAAGAUGUCUGUGCGACGUUUGAGUGGCAAGCAGAAGCCACCGCCAGGCCUGGGUGAAGCUGAUCAACCCGUCCAGCAGAGGUUUCCAGACUUUCCAGCAAACAGAGAGAAACGAGUUUCGUUUGAUCUUCCAAAGAAUCAACCCAUACCAGAAAGUCUCCCAGUUGAAGGGGGUCAACAUCUCGAUGAGAAUCCACAUGAUGUUCCAUAUUCGCCCAGCCUUGCACCCAGUUCUCCAAAGGCGUUGGACGAGCCAGAAGUCAUCCAUGACAUGGAAGUAGACGACUCUGCUGACGGAAUGGUAGAUCUAAGUGAAUUUGCAGCUGCUGGAGGCGAACCUACAGCCACGGAAGCUAUGGAGCUAGAUUUGGUAACAGCCUUGGAUAACUUUGAGCUUUCGUAUUUAGAAGAGCGUCACAUUGGCAUGUUGCAAUCGGUUUAUCAGAUCCGUGGAGUGAAACCCAAGAGCAGCAAGGCAAACCUUUGUGGGGAAGAAAUCUUACUUUUGUUUCCUGGAUAUGUCAUCAGUGACGCCAAUGGCCAAUAUCUUGACAAAGACCUUGCGUAUGCAGGGAUGCACACUGAAAUCGAUUCCAUGACCAGUCAGAAGGUUGGCAGACCAAUCCAUGAGCAGGAAGCCCAGCGUCUUGCCAAGCAAUGGCAGAUUAGUAUAAUCACUUGCCGAUGGGUUUGUGUUGAGAAAGAUCCCUUGAAUGUUCGCAUGCGACUAGUUGCACGGGAAAUGGCAAAAGGAAAGAGUUCUGCCCGUGAACUCAUGGUUUCUUCGCCUACUUCCAGCAUUGAAUCUUUGAGAAUCCUCAUUGCAGAAGCAGCAGUCCUGGACCUGGUGAUUCUAGGCCUGGACAUCAGUGCUGCAUUCAUGGCUUCUCCUCUAGGCCAUAAAUGGCUUGAGAACAAGCGGUUUGGCUUGGGUAGAACACUUAAGUAUUUGCAUUUGCCGUUCAAGACCAUUUGGCCCUACACCUAA
Cladocopium goreaui is the source of this 2358-nucleotide messenger RNA. The record is from the annotation of a GenBank genome assembly. Lineage: Eukaryota; Dinophyceae; Suessiales; Symbiodiniaceae.